GCUCUCAGCAAAAUACCAAUCAGAUUUGGUCUAAUAGUGGACCCGCCUGUGCCAUCCUGUUCAGAGGGAGCCUACCUGCCCAAGUUUCUGCCUCCAACCCCCGUCAGUGGGGCUCAGCUGUUGGCCUAUAUUAAUGAAACAUUGAAUAUUACCAUUAUGGCAGAGGCAACCAACACCAUGGUCUCAAAGCUUUUGUUCAGUGGACCACACAGCGUUGUGAAACAUGUUGUAUCACAUGGAGAAUUCAUCCUGACCUGGACACCAUCUGACAGUGAAGAUGAAGAAAACCAUCCCAUCUGCUUCGUAGUCCAGGCAGAGUUAAAUACGGCCAAGUAUCACUCUGAGCUACGCUGUGUGAUUGUGAGCAUUCAAAUUAGACCAAUCACCACUCCUCUGCCAACAACUGUUCUGCCUUCAACCACCCCAGAACAUACAACCACUCUUCUGUUCAUAAAUGAAACAGAAGAUCAGAAGAAGGUGCUAUAUGAGUCCACAGGAUCAGGUGACGACAGCAUGGGUGCUGGCAAAGUUGUUGGUAUUGUAUUUGGUGUUGGAGCCGUCGCAGCCAUUGUUGGCAUUGCCUUGUGGGCUUUAAAUCGAAGUUCUCCUGUGCUCUAAAAAAGUUGGAGGUUUGGAUGAAGAUGGGGAGAACAAACCUGUAGAAUCUGGAAAUCACUGGUCUUCUAGCUACUUUCAGUUGCUCGCUUCUUGCGUCCUAUUCCAAUUUCUACAAAUGUAAAUGUUAUAUAAUGCAGGUCUGCAUUUUACUGUCAAAGCCUCACAUAAAUGGUCAAUGAACUGUUUUGAGUCUUUGGCUCCAUCUGUUGGUGAAAUGAUGGCAUUAAUGUACAAGCUUGUUCAUUAAAGCUGCAGGCAGACUCCCCCAGAUGCAGGUGACUCUGUUUUAUCAGAGGAAAAUUUAAAUACUGGCAAAAGGAAAUAUCUACAGAGACAACAUGUGAAAGUAAAACGUCAUGCGUGAGAGCUAAAAACCUCAAAAAAUAUGAAAAUUUUCAACCAACAUGGUACAAAAUGUAGUGUUGUAAGAGGGCGGGUAUUUCUCACCACUGUGGUUUUUUCGUUAGUCGAUCUUCGCUGAGGACAUUUUUAUGUUGGACAUUCUAAACCAUAAUCCUAAUCCCAAAUUGGCUCACAGUUGUUAAAAAAAAUAAACAAUAAAAAAAUUAUUUUAUUUACGAUAGAAGAUACCAGCUCUUUUUCGACUCACCCUUAAUUGCUUGUUGCAAUUGGCAGCCCUCCCAGAGCCUGGAUCUGCUGGAGGUUUCUUCCUGUUAAAAACUUGUUUUUCUUUCCACUUUCACCAAGUGCUUGCUCAUAAGGGGUCAUCUGAUUGUUGGGGUUUCUCUGUAUUAUUGUAGGGUCUCUACCUUACACACCUUGAGGCACCUGUUCUUGUGAUGCUAUAUAAAUAAAAAUGAAUUGAACUGAACAGAAUACCAGAUCAUAUUAGAUGUUUGAAAUGAGGAAAUGAACCAUUUCACGUUAUCUUUAACAAGAUCUUUCUAUUCCCUGUGUGAACUUCUUUGUCAUUUUUUGGAUUUGUUAUCUGUAUCUCUUUAAAAAUACACAGAUAAUUUUGGAAUUAUUUAAUUCACUGACAUCAUUAAUUCGCCCUGACAAAUUGUCUAUCAUUAACUUUCUGGGCAGUCCAGACUCUUUACAAGUCAAGUCAUAUAUAUGCUCAAAAAAAUUAAAUGGAUACUUUGAA
This is a messenger RNA of Haplochromis burtoni (Burton's mouthbrooder), 1729 nucleotides long. RefSeq lists its product as uncharacterized. The record is from RefSeq and is a predicted model, not a curated record. NCBI's taxonomy places the organism in Eukaryota, Metazoa, Chordata, Actinopteri, Cichliformes, Cichlidae.